GAGUAGAGAGAGGAGGGAGAGGAGGAGAUCGCCGGCGGCGAGGAGGGGAGAUGGACAUCAUCUCGCAGCUGCAGGAGCAGCUCAACGAGAUGGCCAUGGUGGCGGUCAACACGUUCGGGACGCUGCAGCGGGACGCGCCGCCGGUCCGCCUCUCCAACAGCUACCCGGACCCGCUCAACCCCACCACCGCAAACCCUAGCCCCGACGACCCCGCCCAGCCGCAGCCGCAGCCCGGAGCGGCGGCGGUGGCCGGGAAGGGGGCUCCGGCGCAGGCCCAGCCAGCGCCUGCGGCGCCGCCUGCGCUCGACCUCGCCGAGCAUCCCAAGGCCAUGAGCCACGCGCUCGUCCUCGCCGCCAAGAAGUUUGAUGCUCUUGUUUCUGCGUUGCCACUAUCAUCUGAAGAGGAUCAGCUGAAAAGGAUUAAAGAGCUCCAGGCAGAGAAUGAAAUUGUAGGAUCAGAGCUUCAGAAGCAACUGGAAGCUGCUGAACUAGAGCUGAAGCAGGUUGAGGCUCUGUUUAAUGAAGCUACAGAUCAUUGUAUAAAUUUGAAGAAACCAGAUUAAUAGUUAUCCAUGUGACUGAGCGCAUUUUGAGGUCAUGGUGGUCGAAACGUGAAUGCCAUCUGCCAGUGCUACUUGUAGCUUGUGAAGCUCAGCUAGAUUUGU
Molecule: messenger RNA, 665 nt
Organism: Oryza brachyantha (malo sina)
Lineage: Eukaryota; Viridiplantae; Streptophyta; Magnoliopsida; Poales; Poaceae
Product: mediator of RNA polymerase II transcription subunit 21
Exons: 5
Coding region: 51-563 (170 amino acids)
Biological process (GO): regulation of transcription by RNA polymerase II
Cellular component (GO): mediator complex
Molecular function (GO): transcription coregulator activity
Source: RefSeq, a predicted model, not a curated record